Messenger RNA from Ophidiomyces ophidiicola, 1200 nucleotides. RefSeq lists its product as uncharacterized. The record is from RefSeq and is a predicted model, not a curated record. Lineage: Eukaryota; Fungi; Ascomycota; Eurotiomycetes; Onygenales; Onygenaceae. The transcript has a single exon. The coding region runs from base 1 to 1200 and encodes 399 amino acids.
AUGAAUCCAUACCUCAACUGGGCCAUCCUGCUCGUUAUCGCCGGCGGGUUGGCAUUUUACUACCGUGGCGGAUCGUCCAAGAUCAAGAUGACGUUCCUGCAACCGAGCAGUCUGGAGAAAUUCGACCAUUUCCCGUCGCCUACCAAAAAGGUGAAGCAACGUAAGCCGAAGAAGGCCCCCGAGCCGGCCAGCAAAAGCCCCACCCCAACUCCCCAAACCCAAGCCGCAGCGGCACCUGCCGCCCGUGCCUCUCUCCCGGAGGACAAGGAAGACGCCAACACCCUGGAGUUUGCCAAGCAGCUGUCCAAGAUCAGAGAAGGAAACGCGAUUUCGACCGCGCCGUCCAAGAAGGCCGUUCCGGUCCCCAGGCCGGUCUCUCGGCCAGCAACUGGCAACAGCGAUGCGCCUGCCUCGACCAGUGCCUCCUCGCUGACGGGAGCAGAGGCAGAUGACGACCUGUCGUCCAUUGGAUCUCCGGAGGUCAAGGCCACUGGCGAUGUAUCAGACAUGCUGGAGGCCCCCUUGCCUGGCGCAUCGAUUCUUCGACUGACAGGACCUAUGGAGAGUGAGCAGAAGAAGAAUGCCAACAAGAAAUCAGAUGGGUUCAAGCCUGCGGAGACAAAGAAGCAGCGACAGCAGCGCCUCAAGCGCGAGAAUAAUAAACGCAUGGUCGAAGAGGCGGAAGCCCAGCGACGCGUUCUUCUCGAGAAGCAGCUUCACACGUCCCGCGAGCUGGAGCGCAAGGAAGCCUCCAAGGCCAAACCGCCCACCUCCAACGCGUGGAAGUCUGGUGCCCCGGUCAAUGGAACGCAGAAGCCUGCGAAGGCCGCCGUGCCCCUCCUCGACACGUUCGACCACAGCGACAAGCCCGCAUUGUCGAAAGGCAAAGAAAACAAAGCCACGCCAGCGGCCAAGAGCUGGACUGACGAGCUGCCCUCGGAGGAAGAGCAGAUGCGCAUGCUGAGUGCGAUGAGCAGUGAGAGUGAGUGGAUGACCGUCAGCAAGAAGAAGGACAAGCGCCGAGCAAACAACCCCAGCGCGGCGGCGAGCGACAUCAGCAGCUCAGAGACCCCUGUGGUGAAGUCGGCUGCACCUGCGUUCCCUCCUCCUACUGCUUCUGCUGCCCCGCGCCCUGCCUCUGUGCAGCAGAAGGUCACGGCUGACAUUGGCCAUCCUCUUGACUCUGAAUGGGCGGCUUAG